AUGACCGAACACAAUAGCAGUUCAACAUCCGUACCCAACAACAAAACAGCAAUUGGGGAUAUAACUGCUGAAGGAUAUAUUACAACAACAACCGGCACAAACGAAAGUGAUGGACCCAUAACUGUUACCUUAUUCGACGAAGCAACAUCUGUUGCGGAUAACAACGGCACUACGACGAACCGAACCGAUACAUCAACACAACACAGGAAUGGUUCGACAGCUUUACACAUUACAUCAACGGCCGCCGAAAAUGAAGACAUUGCGUCAACAUGGGGAGAAAAAGGUACCAAAUCGUUGUAUGAUCAAGCUUCUUCCUUUGUCAAUAAACAUACCACGUCGACGUCAGAUAGCGCAAUCAACACUUUAGGAUAUCAAAAUAGUACCUCACGGUCUUACGACACAACUACAAUGUCUAUUAGCAAACAAGCUACAUCGGCGUUGGAUGGCACAUUAACUGAGAUAAAUACACCAACGUAUGCAGACACAGUUACAGUGCCAGGUGAUGUUAAAACAACGUUUAAUGACAACGGAGUUACACCGUUAGAUCAUAAAGCAACAACAACGUUAAAUGACGAGGCAACAACAUCAAUAUAUGACAAAGCGAAUGCAGCAUUCCAAGACAAAGCAGGUACAACGAUAGAUAAUAAAGCAACUACAACGUUCUAUGGUAAAGAAAAGGCAACCUUAAAUGGCAAAGCAACAGCGUCGUUAGAUGACAAAGCAACCACUAUGUUAGAUGACAAAGCAAUUACAACGUUAGAUGACAAAGCAAUUACAACGUUAGAUGACAAAGCAACAACGACGUUCGAAAACAAAUCAAAAACAACGUUAUAUGACAAAGCAAUUACAACGGUAUAUAACAAAGCAACAACGACGUUCGAAAACAAAGCAAAAACAACGUUAGAUGACAAAGCAAAAACAACGUUAGAUGACAAAACAACUACACCGUUGGAUGACAAAGCAAAAACAACGUUCGAUGACAAAACAGCUACACCGUUAGAUGACAAAGCAAAAACAACGUUCGAUGACAAAACAGCUACACCGUUAGAUGACAAAGCAAAAACAACGUUAGAUGACAAAACAACUACACCGUUAUAUGACAAAGCAAAAACAACGUUAUAUGACAAAGCAAUUACAACGGUUUAUGGCAAAGCAACAACGACGUUCGAAAACAAAGCAAAAACUACGUUAGAUGACAAAACAACUACACCGUUAGAUGACAAAUCGAAAUCAACAGCCUAUGGCAAAGCGACUGCAGCGUUAGAUGGCAAAACAACAACAUCGUUUGCUGACAAGGCAGUUACUACGUUAAAUAACAAAGCAAAUACAACGCUAUAUGAUAAUGCAACAACAACACUAGGAAGCAGAACAACACCAAAGUUAGAUGAAAAACCAGUAUCAACGUUAGACGAAAAACCAGUAUCAACGUUAGACGAGAAAGGGACUGAAGCGUUUGACAACCAAACAACUACAACGUUUUAUGAAAAAGCAGCCUCAAGAUUUGAUGACAAUAGAACACAAACGUUAGAUGAAAAAACAGCGGCAACCUUAGAUGGCAAGGAAACAGCAUCGGCACGAUACAAAAUAACUACAACAUUAGAAAAUAAAGACACUUUAAUGCUAGAUAAAAUAGCAGCAACAACGUUAGACGACAAGAUAACAACAACGUUAGAUGGCAAAACAAAAGCAACACCAUAUUACAAAGGAACUACAGUGGUAGACGACAAAGUACUAGCAACGUUAAAUGACAAAAGCAGAACAACGCUAGAUGACGUAACUAUAACGCUUGAUGAACAAAUAACAGCAACAUUUUAUGGCAAAGGAACUACAGCGUUAGAUGACAAAAUAACAGUAACGUUUGAUGACAAAGUGUCUACAGCGGUAGACAACAUAGAACUUACAACGUUAAAUGACAAAGCAGUACCAUCACCAAAUGACAAAGUAACAUCAACGUUAGAUAGCAAAGCAACAGUUACGUUUGGCUUUAAAGCCACAUCAACGUUAAAAGACAAGGAAACAACAUCAGCGCUUGACGGCAAAGCUACAUCAACGUUUGGCGACAAAGUAACACAGACGCUAGACGAAAAAGCAACAUCAACUUCAGAUGGCAAAAACACUGUAUCAACGGUAAACAAUACAGAAACAACAACAAUAUACGACAAAGCAACUAGGACGUUAGAUGGUGUCGAUUCAUCAACGUUAGACACCACAGUUACGGAAACAAUAGAUGGCGUCGCUACACCCACGUUAGACGACAAAACUACUAUAAAGGGUGAGAACAAAUUCACUGCAACGUUAGACGACAAAGCAGUUUCAGCGUUUGAUAGAAAAUCCGAAGGAUCAACUACGUCAAACGGCAAAGCUACACAGACGUUAAAAGUUACAGGGACUUUAGAAGACAAACUCACAGCAGCUCCAGAGCGCAAUUCUACAAUAGUGUUUGAUGACAACGCUACAAAAGCUUUUGACAGCAACGUUUCAGAAGGAACUAAAAAUACAUAUCCAGCAACGGUAGUAAGUGUUACUGAAACCGUUGAAGAGAGCUUUUCCACAAACCAUUUCACUAACAGAGAAGAGACAGCUUAUAAAACACAAAAUAGUGAACGUUUUGUGUUUGCAACUGAGCAAAGCUCAACAGGAAAUACUGAAAGAAGGCAGUCACCGACAGUCGGAGAGAUGUCAGAACAUGCCGUCAGCACGACAACAGUGAUGGGGUUUGUAGGUAAAGACGCUAAUGCCGACCUAAACAAUGCAACAAGCUUACAUGCGGCCGAUUCGACUGUGCGAUCGCCCACAAUAAGUCCACGCACUUCACAACACACUUCACAACAUACCCAAAACUCAAAACAGAAACCAACAGAAAACUCAACUGAAGAAUUCGUUCAAACCACUCAGAAGACAUUAAUUCUUGCAGACCAAGCACCAAACUUGUCAACGAAGUCAUCAAAUACGCACAUCGAUAUCCUGGACGCAAAACAGACAACGUCGGAGGAUUCAUCUAAAUUUGACCUUCAAACUGCCCAAACGCCACCAGCAAUUACAUAUAACGAAAGUGCACCAGCGAAGCAGAAAACAUCGCCUUCUGUUGUAAAUCCAAACGAUGAACAUUCACAUGAUACAAGCGAAACAACAACGAGUGCAUCGAUCUUACCAAUAUUCAACGAUUCCACGCAAAUCACGUCGAAGACAUAUUCAUCUGUAGCGACAACCUUGGAUAAUAAUAUUACACAUAGAGCUACAUCUGAAGCAAUAGUGAGCGAAAACACAGCUUCUGAUGUAAAGGCCUCAACGUCUGCGGCUUCUGGUACAAUGUCAACAACUAAAGAAUUUUCUGAUUUUGAAAAAGAAGAAAAAUUUUCUUUCGAAGCAGAGUUUUUUACAAAACAAGCAUCCGCAAAUUCAUCCCCGAUAUUGGACACACAUAUGUUUGAAACGCCAGUACGUCCAAAAGAUCCUGACACGACAACGAAUACAACUGAAGCUUCGACGAGUAAGGUGUUGUCCGAGGUAACUUCAGAUAUAGACGAAACUAUAUUAUUCAGCACGAGAAUCAAUGAAAUAUACAGCGAAAGUGGACAGAAUAAACAACAAAGCAAAGAAACGUUAACGCAAACAGUUACAUUAAAUGAUGUUACACAUACAGAUCAAACUAAGCCAAGCAUAGCUGUGAACGAUCCGGUAGCAGAAAUCACAAACAUAGUAGAAACAUUCAGUUAUACAAACUUGACGACCAGGCCUUUAUCGUCUUCAAGAGAGAUUGUACCAGAUAGUAAAAGCAACAUUCGAAACACGUUUUCAUCAUUGAGUGAAGGUGCUGGUUUAACAACAUCAUUUACUACAGGUAAAAUAACUUCAAAUAUAACUGAACAGACAACCUCAAAUUCUGAAAAUAAUACAACAAAGAAAACAAACAACGAAACAACCGCAAAUAGUUUCACAGAAAGUGAACAUGUAAAAAUAAUUGCACAGACAACUUUAAAUCCGGAAAAGAAUAUAACAAAGAAAACACACAAUGGUUUAAUUGAGCAUAGCGUCACAGAAAGUGGACGUUUGGAUAUAACUGAACAGGCAACAUUGACUUCUGAAAAUAAUUUAACAAAGAAAACAAACUAUAUAUCAACCGUAAAUAGUUUCGUACAAAAAGAGAUCAAAGGCACGCAAACGACAAAUGGCAAAACUGACGAUUCUGACAGUUCUUAUUACACAUAUCAAACUACUAUGAUUCUGAACACCAAUACGCCAUCGGUAGUUUCAACGGAGCCGAACUCACCAUAUCCGAGGACCGUACCUAACAAAACAAUUGAGAAUACUGGCAGUUCUUAUAUCAUAACUCCUACUACUUCACUCAUCAACACUAAAGUGCUACCGGUAGUUUCAACAGAGCCUAUUGCUGAACCUCCGAGCACGGUUCAUGACCAAAAAAGUCAGAACACUGGCAUAAAUUAUAACAAAGUUCCAACAACUUUACUCAUUAGCACCAACACCCCAUCGGUGGUUCAAACAGAGACAAAGAUACCACCUCUGAGCACCGUUCCGGGGCAAGCAUCGGGAAAUAAUGGCAUAUCUUAUAACACAAGUCCAACUGUUAUACUCCCGAGCAAAGGAACGACAUCGGUAUAUUCAACAGAGCCAAAUGAACAGAAUCCGAGCACCAUUCUUGACCAUGAAACUGAAGAUAAUGGCAAAAUUGAUAACAAAGGUCAGACUACUUUAAUUCUUAGCACCGAAACUCCAUUGGAAGUCUCAUCAGAGCCAAAUGUACCUUCUCCGGGAAUUGUUCCUGCCCAAGGAACUAAUAAUAGUGCCAAUUCAUAUAUCGGAAGUCCGUCCUCUUUACUCCUGAGCACCGAAACUGCAUCGGUAAUUUCACCAAAUACAAAGUUUCCAAUCACUUCUCCUGAUCUUCAAGGUGAGAAUUCCGCAAGUUCUCAUAACACAGGUCAAACCACUAUACAACUGAGCACCGAAACUCCAUCGGUAGUGUCAACUGAGUCUAAUGAACAAUCUCCGAGUACCGUUCUUGGCCAAGAAACUGAGAAUUUUGGCACUUCUUAUAACGGCAACGCAAGUCCGAAAGAUAUACUACUGAGCACCGAAACGCCUUUGGUAGUUUCAUCAGUGCAGACUCCGGGAACCGUUCCUGCCCAAGGAACUGAUAACACUGUCAGUUCUGGUAACGCUCAUUUGACUACUAAGAUCCUUGGCAACGAAAAUACAGUAUUUUCAACAGAGCCGAUUAAUCCAACUCCGAACACCGAUUCUAAGCAAGAAAAUGAUAAUAGUGGCAUUUCUCAUAGCAUAAGUUCGACCACAAUAUUCCUGAGCACCGAAACUCCAUUGGUAGUUUCACCAGAGCGGAAUGCACCACCGAGAACCAUUCCUGGCCAGGAAACUGAGAUAAGUGUCAGUUCUAAUAGCGGAAGUCCGACUACCUUGCUCCUGAGCACCGAAGCUCAAUCGGUAGUUUCAACAGAACCGAAUCUAUGGAAUCAAUUAACAGCUCUUGACCAAGAAACGGAGAAUACAGGCAUUUCUGAAAACACAAUGCCAACAACUAUUCUUCUCGGCAACGAGACUCCAUCGGCAGUUCAAACAGGGACGAAUAAACCACAUCCGACUUCCAUUCCUGAGCAAAAUGAGAACACUGGCAGUUCUUUAUACACUAGUCAAACAACCAAACAACUCAUCUCCGAAACACCAUCAGUAGUUCCAACACACCCGAGUACAUCACAUGAAAGAACCAUUCCUGACCAUGACACUAAUAGUUCUGACAGUUCAUAUAACAAAAGUCCAACCAUUGUAUUCAUAAACAACAAAACUCCUCUGAAAGUUUCAACAGAUCCGAACCAACCCUGUAGCAGCACCAUUCCUGACCUAGGAACUGAGAAUACAAACAGUUUUGAUAACACACGCCCUACUACUAUACGCAUGAGUAACAAAACGCCAUCGGUAGUUUCAACAAAGAUGAAUGCACUACCUCCGAGCACCGUUCCUGAUCAAAAUACUGAAUUUGGCAGUUCUUAUCACAUAAAACCGACUACUAUUCUCAAGAGCACGAUACCUCCAUCGGUAAUUUCAACACAAGCACUGCAUGCACAGAAUCCAGUCAUAACUCCUGACCAACAAACUGAGAAUACUGACAUUUCUUAUAACACAAGUCAAACAACUAUAUUCAUGAGCAUGGAAACUCCAUCGGUAGUUUCAAAUAAAUCCGAUAAGCAAUCUCCUAGCACCGUUCCGGGCCAAGAAGCUGAGAACAAUGGCAGCUUUUAUAACACAAGUCCGACAGAUAUACUCCUGAGUACCGAAACGCCAUCGGUAGAUAUAACAGGACCGAAUGCGAAGACACCGAGCACGGUUCCAGCCCAAAACACUGAGAAUACGGGCAGUUCUGGUAACAAACACUUGACUACUAUUAUCCUUGGUACCAAAACUAUAGAAGUUUCACCAGAGCCGAAUAAACCACCCCCGAGCACCGUUUCUCAGCAAAUGAAUGAGAACAGUGACAGUUUUCAUUACAUACAUUCGAGCACUAUAUUCAUGAGCACCAAAACUCCAUUGGUAGUUUCAUCAGAGCGGAAUGCACCACCGAGAACCAUUCCUGGCCAGGAAACUGAGAUAAGUAUCAGUUCUAACAGCAGACGUCCGACUAACUUGCUCCUGAGCACCGAAACUCGAUCAGUGAUUUCAACAGAACCGAAUGCAAUGAAUCUGUUCACAGGUCUUGAUCAAGAAUCGGAGAAUACUGGCAUUUCUGAUAACACAAUCCCAACUAUUAUUCUUCUGGGCAACGCAACUCCAUCUGAAGUUCCAACAUACUCGAAUGCACCUACUCCAAAAAAAAUUCCUGACCAAGAAAAUGAAAAUACUGGAAGUUCUUUUGACAGAAGUCCUUUUAUAUUUAUGAGCACUAAAACUCCAUCCGUAAUUUCAACAGGGACGAAUAAACCACAUCCGACUUCCAUUCCUGACCAAACUGAGAACACCGGCAUUUCUUUAAAAACAAGUCAAACAACUAAACAUCUAAUGUCCGGAACACCAUCGGUUGUUCCAAUAGACCCCAGUACAUCACACGAAAGCAACGUUCCUCACCAAGUUACUGAUAAUACAGGCAGUUCAUACAGCAAAAGUUUAGCUGCUGUAUUCCUAAACAACAAAACUCCUUUAGUAGUUUCAACAGAUCCGACCCAACCCCCCAGGAGCACCAUUCAUGGCCAAGGAACUGAGAAUACAGGAAGUUUUAAUAACGCAAGUCCUACUACUAUACGGAUAAGUAGCAACACGCCAUUUGUAAUUUCAACAAACCUGUAUGCACCAAACCCGAGCACCAUUCCUGAUCAAGAUAAUAAUAAUAAUACUGACAGUUUUUAUCACAUAAGUCAGACAACUAUUCUCAAGAGCCUUGAACCUCCAUCGGAAAUUUCAACACAUGAACCGAAUGCACAAAAUCAAAUCACAGCUCACAAAACUGAGAAUACUGACAGUUCUCAUAACGCUGGUCAAACUAUUGAGCUACUGAGCACCGAAACGCCACCGGUAGUUUCAACUGAGGUCAAUGAACAAUUUCCGAGCACCAUUCCGGACCAAGAAACUGAGAAUAAUGGAAGUUCUUAUAACACAGAUAUACAGAUAAGUUCGACAGAUAUACUCCUGAGCACCGAAAAACCAUCGGUAGUUUCAUCUGAGUCCAACGAACAUUUUCAGAGCACCGUUCCGGACCAUGAAACUGAGAAUAAUGGCAGUUCUGGUAACAAACAUUUGAAUACUUUAAUCCUUGGCAUCGAAACUGCAACGCACCCGAAUAAACCAACUCCGAGCACCGUUUCUGAGCAAGAAAAGGCUGAUAGCAUUUCUAUUAACACAAUCCAAACUACUUUUCUACAGAACAACGAAACUCCAUCGGUAGUCUCAACAGAGAAAAAUGCACCUACUCCAAACAGCGUUCCUAAGCAAGAAAAUGAAAAUACUAGCAGUUAUUUUUACCUAAAUUUGUCAACGAUACUCAUAAGCGCUAAAACUUUAUCGGUAGUUUCAACAGAGACGAAUGAUCGACAUCCGACCAACGUUCCAGACCAAACUGAAAAGACCGUUAGUUCUUUUAACAGAAGUCAAACUACCAAACAACUUAUCUCCGAAACACCAGAAGGAGUUCCAACAGGCCAUGAACAGAGUUCAUCACAUGAAAGAAUCGUUCCUGACCAAGAAACUGAUCAUACUGGCAGUGCAUAUAACAAAAGUCCAACCGCUGCAUUUAUAAACAACAAAACUCCUUUGGUAUUUUUAACAGAUUCGAACCAAACCCCUAGGACCGACGUUCCUGACAAAGGAACGCAGAACACAGGCAGUUUUUAUAACACAAGUCUAACUUCUAUACGCAUGAGUAACAAAAUGCCUUCGGUUGUUUCAACAAAGCUAAAUGAACAACCUCCGAGCACCGUUUCUAAUCAAGAUACUGAUAAUAUUGGCACUUAUUAUAAAAUGAGUUCGACUACUAUACUCAAGAGCACGGAACCUGCAGCGGUAGUUUCCACACAGCCGAAUGUACAGACACUGAAGACAGUUGAUGACCACGAAUUAGAGGAUACUAGCAGUUAUUUUAACACAUAUCUAAAUACUAUAUUUCAGAUCACCGAAACUCAAUCGAUACGUUCAACAGAGCCAAAUGAAAAAUAUCCGAACAUCGUUCCUGAACAAAACACAGACAAUAGCAGUUCUUACAACACACAACCAACUACAAUAUUCCUGAGUACCAAAAUACCUUCGGAAGUUUUAACACAGCAUAAGUCAACACCUUCGAGCACUGUUCAUGGCCGGGAAACAGACAAUACUGGCGAUCACUACAAAACAAGUCCAACAAUUAUAUCCUUGGACACCGAACCUACACCGAUAUUCUCAACAGAAUCAAAUGAGCCAUAUUCGAGCACCGUUCCUGCUCAUGAAACUGAGAAAACCGACAGUUUUAAUAACAAAAGUCCGACAAAUAAUCGCCUGAGCAACAAACUUCAAUCGGUAACAUCAGCAGAUCUCAAUGCAUAUCCUUCUAGUACCGUUCAUGACCAGGAAACUGAGAAAGCUGGCCGUUUCUAUAACACAAGUCCAACAACUAUACUCCUGAGCGCCGAGACGACAGAGGUAGUUUCUAAAGAGCGUAAUACACCGACUCAGAAUACGGUUUCUGAUCAAGCAACGGAGAAGAGUGUGGGUUCUUAUAACGCAAAACCUCCGAGCACCACUCCUGACCAAGAAACUGAGAUUUCUGACAGUUAUUAUGACACAAAUCCAACAGGAACACUCCUAAGCACUAAAACAUCUUCGGUAAUAUCCGCAGAUCCGAAUUUAUAUCUACCGAGAACUAUUUCUCAAGAAACUGAGAAUAUUGGUAAUCCUGAUAGCACAAGUCCAACUUCUUUACUCCUGAGCACCGAAACCCCAUUGGAAGUUUCAACAGAGCCGACUGUCCCGACUCCGGGCACCAUUCCCGACCGAGAAACUGUGAAUACUGCCAGGUAUGAUAACAAACGUCCGAGUUCCACUCUUUUCGGUACAGAAACCCCACCGGCAGUUUUAAACGAGACAAAGGCACCAAAUCCAGGGACAGUUUCUGAGCAAAGAAAUGAGACCAGUGGCAGCUCUUACAACACGAGUCCACAUUCAUCACUCUUAAGCACCGAAACCCCAUUGAAACUUACAUCAAAGCUGAAUGGAUCUUCUUCAAGCGCAGUUCCUGACGAAAUAGCUGAGAAUAGUGCGAGUGUUAAAAGCAAAGGUCCGACUACAAUACUCCUGAAAACCGAAACUCCAUCAUUGGGAUCGACAAUGUCUAAUGGUCCGACAACGAAUACUGUUCCUGACCAACAAACUGAGAAUACUAAACGCUCGUACAACACAAGACCAGCACAAAUUCUCCUGAACACCCAGAUUCCAUCAGUUAUUUCAACACAGUCGAAUGCAUUACCUCCAAACACCGACCAAGAAACGAAGACUAGUGGUAGUCUAAAUAGCAUAAACCCAAGUACUAUACUUCCGAGCAUCGAUACUCUAUCUGUGGUUUCAUCAGAAACGAAUGCACAGACUCCGAAUACCGCUUCUGGUCAAGAAACGCAUAAUACUGGCACCGUUCAGGACCAAGAGACUGAAAGUACUGACAGUAUUUAUAACACAAGUCAUAACACAAGUCAAGGAACUAUAUUCAUGAGCACCGAAAUGCCAUCGGAUUUGUUAACAGAGCCCAAUGUACCACCUCCGAGCACCAUUUCUGACCAAGAAACUGAGAUUCCUGUCCCUUCCUAUAACACGAUUUCGACUGCUAUACUCUUGAGCACCGGAGCUCUAUCGGAUGUUCCAACAAAGUUGAACGCACCGCCUACGAACGACGCACCGAACAAAGAAACUGAGACAACUAGAAGUUCUCCAACUUCUUUACUCCUGAGCACCAAGAUCCCAUCAGUAGAUUCAACAGAUCUCAAUGAAUCACCUACGAGAACCGUUCCUGGCCAAACAACUGGAAACUCUGGCAUUACUGGUAACACAAGACUAAUUUCAAAACACCUAGGUACCGAAAUUUCAUCGGUUGUUCCAACUGACCCGUUUGCACCGUCUCCGACAUCGCCCGAACAUGCAACUGAUAAACUUGUUAGUUCUGAUAACCCUCAUUGGGCUACUCUACUGCUGAGCAACAAAACUGCAUUGGGGUUUUCAACAGAGCAAACUGCUGUAGCUCCUAGCAUCGUUCCUGAGCAAGAAACUGAUAGUAGUUACAGUUUUUAUAAUACACAUCCUACUGCUUUACCCCUGAGCACCAACACGCCAUCGGUAAGUUCAACAGAAUCAAACGUACUACCUACGGGAUCCUUUCCAGAAGAAGAAACUGAGAGAACAAUUGUGCCUGUUAUAUUCUUGAGCACAGAAACACCAUCGGGUGUUUCAACAGAGUCGAAUGCACUUUAUUCGAACAUUGCUACAAACCAGGAAACUGAGAAAACUGGAAGUUUUGAAAAUACAGUUCCAACUACUAUACGUCUGAGCACUAGAACACCACGAGAGGUCUCAACAUAUUCGAAUGCACCACAUACGAGCACCGUUUCUGACCAAGCGACUGAGAAAAAUGGCAAUUCAGAUAGCAAACAAAGUCAAACAAUAAUGCACCUGAGAACCAAAUCUGCAUCGGUAGUUUCACGUCCAAGCACCAUUCCUGACCAAAAAACUGCAACUUCUGUCAGUUUGUUUAACACAAGUGCGACUACUACACUCUUAAGCAACGAAACACCAUCGGGUGGUUCAACAGAGACCAAAGGACAUCCUACGAACACCGCUCCCGACCAAGAUACUGAGAAAGCGGGAAUUUCUGAUAACACAACUCCAACUAUUCUAAUGCUAAGCACCGUUAUUUCAUCAGUAGCUUCAACAGAGUCGAAUACUUCCCCUCUUAACAUUUUUUCUGACCAAGCGACUGAGAAUACUGGCAGUUCAGAUAAUUCAAGUAUAAUUACUUUACACAUGAGCAACAAAAACCUUUCGGUAGUUUCAUCAGAGCCGAAUACGCCUUCACCGAGCACCGGUUCAGACAAAGCAACUGAGAAUACUCACAUUUCCGAUACCAUUAGUAUAACUAUAUUACAGAUGAACACCGACACGCCAACGGUAGUUUCAAAAAGGCCGAAUUCACCACCACCGAGCACGGUACCUGGUUACGGAACUGAAAGCACAGACAGUUUUUUUAAAACAAAUCCAACUUCUACACCUUUGAACCCUAAAACGCCACCAGUAGCUUUAACAGAGCCGAAUGAAUCAAAUAAGAACACCCAUACUGACCAAGAAUCUCAAAAAACAAGAACAAAAACUAUACAUCAGAGCAGCGGAACUUCAUCGGUAGUUCCAACAGAGUCAAAAGCACCUCAUUCGAGCACCACUCCCGACGAAGAAAGUGAGAAAACCAAAAGUUUUUAUACCACAUCUCUGACUUCUUUACUGCCGAGCACCGAAAUUCCAUUAGUAGUUACAACAGAUUCGAAUCCACAUCCUCCUGGCACCGUUUCUGACCAAGCAACUGGCAGUUCUGAUAACACACGUCUUACUUCUAUACAACUAAAGAGCGAAACACAAUCGCUAGAUUCAACAGUCAAGAAUGGACCCUCUCUCAGCACUUUGCCGAGCGUAGAAACUGCGACUUCUGUCAGUUCUUAUUACACAGAUGCGACAACUCUAUCCUUUAGCACUGAAACAUCAUCUGAUGUUUCACUAGAGUGGAAUGCACCUCAUAGGAAAACCGCCCCCAAACAAGAAACUGAUAAAAACGGAGGUACUGAUUACACAACCCCAACAAAUAUACUUCUUAGCACCGAAAUUCCACCGGCUAUUUCAACAGAGCCGAAUGCACCUCCACCGAGCACCGUAUCUGACCAAGAAACUAAAACUACUGGCAGCUUUUAUAUAACAAGGCCAACCACUAUACUACUGAACAACGAAACGUCACCGGUGGUUUCAACAAAACCGAGCAAUGUUGGUGGCAAAGAAACUAAGACUACUGACAGUUCUUAUAUCACUAGUUCAAAACCUAUACUCCUCAAUACCGUAACAUCAUCGGUAAUGUCAGCAGAUUCGAGUAAUGUUCCUGAAAAAGAAACUGAGACUUCUGGCAGUUCUAAUAACACAUUUCGAUCAUCUUUUCCCCCUAACAUCGAAGCUCCAUUGGUAGUUUCAAUGCAGUCAAAUGCACCAUCUACGAGUACCGUUGGCGAUCAUGCAACUGAUAAUGCUAGUAGUUCUUAUAACCCAAGUACGGCUAUUAUACUGAUGAGCAACGAUUAUACAUCGGUAGUUUUAUCAGAGUCCAAUGCAUCAGCUCCAAGCAUCGUCCCAAAGCAGGAUAUUGAGAGUUCUGACAGUAUUUAUACCACAAAUCCAACUUCUAAACACCAUAGCACCGAAACGCCAGGGCUGUUUUCACCAGAGUCGAAUAAACAAUCUACGAUCUCCCAUCCAGAACAAGCAACUCAGAAUACUGGCAGUUCUUAUACCACAAGUUCAAAAACUAUACUACUCACCACCGAAACGUCAUCGUUAAUUUCAGCAGAUCCGAGCAAUUUUCAUCAAAAAGAAACCGAGACUUCUGACAGUUCUUAUAACACAAUUCGAACAACUUUUUCCCCUAGCACCGAAACUCCAUUGUUGGUUUCAAUAAAGCCAAAUACGCCAUCUACAAGUACCGUUACUGAUCAUACAACUGAUAAUGCUGGUAGUUCUUAUAACCCAAGUCCGUCUACUGUACAGCUGAGCAACGAUAAUACAUCUGUAGUUUCUUCCGAGCUCAAUGCAUCAGCUCCAACCAUCGUUCCAAAGCGAGAUAUUGAGAGUUCUGACAGUUUUUAUAACACAAAUCCAGCUUCUAUACCCAUGAGCACCGAAACGCCAGCGCUGUUUUCAACUGAGUCGAAUGAACCAUCUACGAAAUCCAAUACUGAGCAAGCAACUCAGAACACUGGCAGUUCUUAUAUCACAAGUUCAAAAACUAUACUCUUCAGCACCGAAACGUCAUCGGAAGUUUCAGCAGAUCCAAGCAAUGUUCCUGAAAAAGAAAUUGAAACUUCUGGCAAAUUUUAUAACACGAUUCCAACAAUUUUAGCCCUGAACUCCGAAACUCCAUUUGCAGAUUUAAAAGAGCCCAAUGCAUCAUCUACGAGUAUCGUUACUGACCAUGCAACUCAUAAUGUUGCCAGUUCUGAAGAUAUAAGUCCGACUACUAUUUCGCUGAGCAACGGUAAUACAUCGGUUCCAUCAGAGCCAAAUGCAUCAACUGCAAGCAUCGUUCCAAAGAAAGAUACUGAGAGUUCUGACAGUAUUUAUAACACAAGACCAACUUCUAUACCUGUGAGCACCGACACGCAAUUUGUAGUUUUAACAGAGGCGAAUGCACCUCCUUCGAGCACCUUGUCUGAUUUAGAAACAGAGACUACUGUCAGUUCUAUUAACACAACUAUGACUUCUGUACUCGUGAGCACUGAUAAACUAUCGGGUGUUUCAAAAGUGUCGAAUGCACCUCAUACGAACACCAUCCCCGACCAGGAAACUGAAAAAACGGGAAGUUCUGAUAACACGAAUCCAACUUCUUUACAGCUGAGCACAGAAAUUCCACCAUUAGGUUCAACAGAGUCAAAUGCACCACAUCCAAACACCGUGACUUCCAAAGUAACUGAAAAUACUGGCAGUUCAGAUAAGACAAGUCUAAUAAGUGUAUCCCUGAGAACCGAAAACACAUUGGUUGUUUCAAUAGAGCCCAAUAUAACAUUUCCGAGUACCGUUCCCGACCAUGGAACUGAUAAUACUGGUAGUUCUAAUGACCAAAGUCCGAUAACUAUACCACUGAGCAACGAAUCUACAUCGGUUAAUUCAACAGAGACUCGUGUACAAGCUAAAAGUACCAUUCAUGGGCAAGAAAUUGAGAGCACUGACUUUAUUUAUUACACUCAUCCAAAUUCUUUUCCCCUGAGCACCGAAACACCAUCGGUAGUCUCAAACGAACCGAAAGCAUCACCUACAAGCAUACUUGUUGAACCAGAUACUGAAUCUAACGAAACCAAUCUGACUGGUAAUCUAAUGAGCACCGAAACACCUUCGGGUGUUCCGACAGAGUCGAAUGCACCUCCUCGCAACACUGCUCCCAAAAAAGAAACUGAGAAAACAAGUAGUGAUGAUACCACAACUCUGACUACUUUGCUGCCGUUCACAGAAAUUCCAACUUUAGUUUCAACUAAUUCGAAUGCAUUACCUCCGAGCAACGUUUCUGAUCAACCGACUGAGAACAUUGGCAGUUCUGAUAUCCCAAGUCUCACUACUAUGCACCUGAACACCAAAACUACAUCGGUAGCUUCAACAACCCUGAAUGAACCACGUCCGAGCACGUUGCCUGCACUAGAAACUGAGACUACUGUCAGUUCUUACAUGACAAAUGCGACUACUAUACUCUUGAGCACAGAACAUACAGCUGUUUCAAAAGUGUCGAAUGAACCUUAUACGAUCACUGCUUUCGACCAAGAAUCUGAGAAACCUGGAAGUACUCAUAACACAACUCCAAUUACUAAACUACUAAACACCGAAAUACCAUCUAUAUUUUCAACUAAUUCGAAUGCAUUACCUCCGAGCAACGUUUCUGAUCAACCGACUGAGAACAUUGGCAGUUCAGAUAUCACAAGUCUAACUUCUAUGCACCUGAGCACCAAAACUACAUCGGUAGAUUCAACAAACCUGAAUGAACCACGUCCCAGCACCUUGCCUGAACUACAAACUGAGACUACUGUCAGUUCUAACAAGACAAAUGCGACUACUAUACUCUUGAGCACAGAACAUACAGCUGUUUCAAAAGUGUCGAAUGAACCUUAUACGAUCACUGCUUUCGACCAAGAAUCUGAGAAACCUGGAAGUACUCAUAACACAACUCCAAUUACUAAACUACUAAACACCGAAAUUCCAUCUCUAGUUUCAACUAAUUCGAAUGCAUUACCGACGAGCAACGAUUCUGAUCAAGUGACAGAGAACAUUGGCAGUUCAGAUUACACAAGUCUAACUUCUAUGCACCUGAGCACCCAAACUACAUCGUUAGAUUCAACAAUCCCGAAUGAACCACGCCCGAGCACCUUGCCUGAACUAGAAAAUGAGACUACUGUCAGUUCUUAUAUGACAAAUGCGACUACUAUACUCUUGAAAACCGAAACUAUUGCUGUUUCAAAAGUGUCAAAUGCAUCUUAUACGAACAAUGCUUCCGACCAAGAAAAUAAGAAAACUGAAUGUACUGAUAACACAACUCCAACUACUGAUCUGCUCAGCACCGGAAUUCCAUUAGUAGUUUUAACAGAGUCGAAUAAACCACUUCCAAACACCGUGUCUGACCUAGUGACUGAGAACACUGCCAUUUCAGAUAAGACAGGUCUUAUAACUAUUCAACUGAGCACCGAAAUGCCGUCGGAGGUUACAGCAGAGCCGAAUGUAUCAUCACAUAGCACUGUUCCUAACGAAGCAACUGAGAAAACUCGCAUUUCAGAUAACACAAGUCAAACUUUUAUUCACUUGAGCACCGAAACGCAAUCAGAAGCUUCAACAAAGCCGAGUGCACGACCACCGAGCACCAUUCCUAAGAAUGGAACUGAACGCACAGUUAGUUUUUAUAAAAACAAUCUAACUUCUAUACCCUUUAGUCCCGAAACGCCAACAGUAGUUUCAACACUUCCGAAUGAACCAUCUACGAACUCCCAUCCUGACCAAGCAACUCAGAACACUGGCAGUGAUUAUAUCACAAGUUCAAAAACUAUACUCUUCAGUAACGAAACGUCAUCGGUAGUUUCAGCAGAUCCGAGCAAUGUUUCUGAAAAUGAAAGUGAGACUACUGGCAAAUCUUAUAACACAAUUCAAACAACUCCAGCCCUGAGUACCGAAACACCAUUGGAAGUUUCAAUAGAGACCAUUGCACCAUCUCCGAAUACCGUUACUGACCAUGCAACAUAUAAUGCUGAUGGUUCUGAUGACCGAAGUCCGACUUCUAUUUUGCUGGGCAACAAUACUACAUCGUUAGUUUCAACAAAACCCAAUUCAACAGCUCCAAGCACAUUGCCUGAUUUUGAAACUGAGACUACUGUCAGUUCUUUAAACGCAACUAUGCCUACAAUAUUCUUUAGAACCGAUACACCAUCGGGUAUUUCAACAGUGACGAAUGCACAUCAUACACCAUUGAGUCCCAAAACGCCAUCAGUAGGUUCAAUAGAGCAGAAUACACCACCAUCGAGCACCGUUCCUGACCAAGGAAAUGAAAGCACAGGCAGUUCUUACAAUCUAACUUCUAUACCCUUGAGCACCGGAACGCCAACGGUAGUUUCAAUGGAUUCGAAUGAACCAUCUACGAACUCCAUUCCUGACCAAAAUACUGGCAGUUUUUAUAUCACAAGUUCAGAACCUAUACUCUUCAGCAACGAAACGUCAUCGGUGGUUUCAGCAGAUCCGAGCAAUGUUUCUGACCAAGAAACUGAGACUGCUGGCAAAUCUUAUAACACAAUUCAAACAACUAUAGCCCUGAGUACCAAAACUCCAUUGGAAGUUUCAAUAGACACCAUUGCACCAUAUCCGAGUACCGUUACUGACCAUGCAACUAAUAAUGCUGAUGGUUCUGAUAACCAAAGUCCGACUUCUAUUUUGCUGAGCAACAAUACUACAUCGCUUGUUUCAACAAAACCAAAUGCAUCAGCUCCAAGCACAUUGCCUGAUUUAGAAACUGAGACUACUGUCAGUUCUUUAAACACAACUAUGCCUACUAUAUCUUUGAGAACCGAUACACCAUCGGGUAUUUCAACAGUGACGAGUGCACAUCAUACACCAUUGAGUCCCGAAACGGCAUCAGUAGGUUUAAUAGAGCAGAAUGCACCACCAUCGAGCACCGUUCCUGACCAAGGAAAUGAAAGCACAGGCAGUUCAUACAAUCUAACGUCUAUACCCUUGAGCACCGGAACGCCAACGGUAGUUUCAACGGAAUCGAAUGAACAAUCUACGAACUCCAUUCCUGACCAAGAAACUCAAAAUACUGGCAGUUUUUAUAUCACAAGUUCAAAAACUAUACUCUUCAGCAACAAAACGUCAUCGGUGAUUUCAGCAGAUCCGAGCAAUGUUUUUGGCGAAGAAACUGAGACUGCUAGCAAAUCUUAUAAUACAAUUCAAACAACUUUAGCCCUGAGUACCGAAACUCCAUUGGAAGUUUCAAUAGAGACCAUUGCACCAUAUCCGAGUACCGUUACUGACCAUGCAACUAAUAAUGCUGAUGGUUCUGAUAACCCAAGUCCGACUUCUAUUUUGUUGAGCAACAAUACUACAUCGCUAGUUUCAACAAAACCAAAUGCAUCAGCCCAAAGUACAUUGUCUGAUUUAGAAACAGAGACUUCUGUCAGUUCUUUAAACACAACUAUGCCUACUAUAUCUUUGAGAACCGAUACACCAUCGGGUAUUUCAACAGUGACGAGUGCACAUCAUACACCAUUGAGUCCCGAAACGGCAUCAGUAGGUUUAAUAGAGCAGAAUGCACCACCAUCAAGCACCGUUCCUGACCAAGGAAAUGAAAGCACAGGCAGUUCUUACAAUCUAACGUCUAUACCCUUGAGCACCGGAACGCCAACGGUAGUUUCAACGGAAUCGAAUGAACAAUCUACGAACUCCAUUCCUGACCAAGAAACUCAAAAUACUGGCAGUUUUUAUAUCACAAGUUCAAAAACUAUACUCUUCAGCAACAAAACGUCAUCGGUGAUUUCAGCAGAUCCGAGCAAUGUUUUUGACGAAGAAACUGAGAAUGCUAGCAAAUCUUAUAAUACAAUUCAAACAACUUUAGCCCUGAGUACCGAAACUCCAUUGGAAGUUUCAAUAGACACCAUUGCACCAUAUCCGAGUAUCGUUACUGACCAUGCAACUAAUAAUGCUGAUGGUUCUGAUAACCCAAGUCCGACUUCUAUUUUGCUGAGCAACAAUACUACAUCGCUAGUUUCAACAAAACCCAAUGCAUCAGCCCAAAGUACAUUGUCUGAUUUAGAAACAGAGACUUCUGUCAGUUCUUUAAACACAACUAUGGAUACUAUAUUCUUGAGAACCGAUACACCAUCGGGUAUUUCAACAGUGACGAGUGCACAUCAUACACCAUUGAGUCCCGAAACGCCAUCAAUAGGUUCAAUAGAGCAGAAUGCACCACCAUCGAGCACCGUUCCUGACCAAGGAAAUGAAAGCACAGGCAGUUCUUACAAUCUAACGUCUAUACCCUUGAGCACCGGAACGCCAACGGUAGUUUCAACGGAAUCGAAUGAACAAUCUACGAACUCCAUUCCUGACCAAGAAACUCAAAAUACUGGCAGUUUUUAUAUCACAAGUUCAAAAACUAUACUCUUCAGCAACGAAACGUCAUCGAUGAUUUCAGCAGAUACGAGCAAUGUUUCUGACCAAGAAACUGACACUGCUAGCAAAUCUUAUAACACAAUUCAAACGACUUUAGCCCUGAGUACCGAAACUCCAUUGGAAGUUUCAAUAGAGACCAUUGCACCAUCUCCGAGUACCGUUACUGACCAUGCAACUAAUAAUGCUGAUGGUUCUGAUAACCCAAGUCCGACUUCUAUUUUGCUGAGCAACAAUACUACAUCGCUAGUUUCAACAAAACCCAAUGCAUCAGCCCAAGGUACAUUGUCUGAUUUAGAAGCAGAGACUACUGUCAGUUCUUUAAACACAACUAUGCCUACAAUAUUCUUGAGAACCGAUACACCAUCGAGUAUUUCAACAGUGACGAAUGCACAUCAUACACCAUUGAGUCCCGAAACGCCAUCAAUAGGUUCAAUAGAGCAGAAUGCACCUACAUCGAGCACCGUUCCUGACCAAGGAAAUGAAAGCACAGGCAGUUCUUACAAUCUAACUUCUAUACCCUUGAGCACCGGAACGCCAAUGGUAGUUUCAACGGAAUCGAAUGAACAAUCUACGAACUCCAUUCCUGACCAAGAAACUCAAAAUACUGGCAGUUUUUAUAUCACAAGUUCAAAAACUAUACUCUUCAGCAACGAAACGUCAUCGGUGAUUUCAGCAGAUCCGAGCAAUGUUUCUGACCAAGAAACUGACACUGCUAGCAAAUCUUAUAAUACAAUUCAAACAACUUUAGCCCUGAGUACCGAAACUCCAUUGGAAGUUUCAAUAGAGACCAUUGCACCAUAUCCGAGUACCGUUACUGACCAUGCAGCUAAUAAUGCUGAUGGUUCUAAUAACCCAAGUCCAACUUCUAUUUUGCUGAGCAACAAUACUACAUCGCUAGUUUCAACAAAACCCAAUGCAUCAGCUCCAAGCUCAUUGCCUGAUUUAGAAACUGAGACUACUGUCAGUUCUUCAAACACAACUAUGCCUACAAUAUUCUUGAGAACCGAUACACCAUCGAGUAUUUCAACAGUGACGAAUGCACUUCAUACACCAUCGAGUCCCGAAACGCCAUCAGUAGGUUCAAUAGAGCAGAGUACACCACCAUCGAGCACCGUUGCUGGCCAAGGAGAUGAAAGCACAGGCAGUUUUUACAAUCUAACUUCUAUACCCUUGAGCACCGGAACGCCAACGGUAGUUUCAACGGAAUCGAAUGAACAAUCUACGAACUCCAUUCCUGACCAAGAAACUCAAAAUACUGGCAGUUUUUAUAUCACAAGUUCAAAAACCAUACUCUUCAGCAACGAAACGUCAUCGGUGAUUUCAGCAGAUCCGAGCAAUGUUUCUGACCAAGAAACUGAGACUGCUAGCAAAUCUUAUAAUACAAUUCAAACAACUUUAGCCCUGAAUACCGAAACUCCAUUGGAAGUUUCAAUAGAGACCAUUGCACCAUAUCCGAGUACCGUUACUGACCAUGCAACUAAUAAUGCUGAUGGUUCUGAUAACCCAAGUCCGACUUCUAUUUUGCUGAGCAACAAUACUACAUCGCUAGUUUCAACAAAACCAAAUGCAUCAGCUCGAAGCACAUUGCCUGAUUUAGAAACUGAGACUACUGUCAGUUCUUCAAACACAACUAUGCCUACAAUAUUCUUGAAAACCGAUACACCAUCGAGUAUUUCAACAGUGACGAGUACACAUCAUACACCAUUGAGUCCCGAAACGCCAUCAGUGGGUUCAAUAGAGCAGAAUGCACCACCAUCGAGCACGGUUCCUGACCAAGGAAAUGAAAGCACAGGCAGUUCUUACAAUCUAACUUCUAUACCCUUGAGCACCGGAACGCCAACGGUAGUUUCAACGGAAUCGAAUGAACCAUCUACGAACUCCAUUCCUGACCAAGAAACUCAAAAUACUGGCAGUUUUUAUAUCACAAGUUCAAAAUCUAUACUCUUCAGCAACGAAACGUCAUCGGUGGUUUCAGCAGAUACGAGCAAUGUUUUUGACCAAGAAACUGAGACUGCUAGCAAAUCUUAUAACACAAUUCAAACGACUUUAGCCCUGAGUACCGAAACACCAUUGGAAGUUUCAAUAGAGACCAUUGCACCAUCUCCGAGUACCGUUACUGACUUUGCAACUAAUAAUGCUGAUGGUUCUGAUAACCCAAGUCCGACUUCUAUUUUGCUGAGUAACAAUACUACAUCGCUAGUUUCAACAAAACCCAAUGCAUCAGCUUCAAGCACAUUGCCUGAUUUGGAAACUGAGACUACUGUCAGUUCUGUAAACACAACUAUGCCUACUAUAUCUUUGAGAACCGAUACACCAUCGGGUAUUUCAACAGUUACGAGUGCACAUCAUACACCACUGAGUCCCGAAACGCCAUCAGUAGGCUCAAUAGAGCAGAAUGCACCACCAUCGAGCACCGUUCCUGACCAAGGAAAUGAAAGCACAGGCAGUUCUUACAAUCUAACUUCUAUACCCUUGAGCACCGGACAACCAACGGUAGUUUCAACGGAAUCGAAUGAACUUUCUACAAACUCCUUUUCUGACCAAGAAACUCAAAAUACUGGCAGUUUUUAUAUCACAAGUUCAAAAACUAUUCUUGUCAGCACCGAAACGUCAUCGGUGGUUUCAGCAGAUCCGAGCAAUGUUUCUGACCAAGAAACUGAGACUACUAGCAAAUCAUAUAACACAAGUCGAGCAACGUUAGACCUGAACACCGAAAAUCCAUUGGUAGUUUCAAUAAAGCCAAAUUCACCACUUCCGAGAACUGACAAUGCAACUGAUAAAACUGGUAGUUCUAAUAAUCCUAGUCCGACAACAAUACAACUGAGCAACAAUACUACAUCGUCAGUUUCAUUACAGCCCAAUGCAACAGCUCCGAGUACCAUUCAUGAGCAACAUAUUGAGAGUACUGACACUAAUACAACUACCAUAACCAUGAGCACCGACACCAAAUUGGCAGUUUCAACAGAGUCGAAUACCUCUCCUACAAGCAUCCAUCCUGAAAUAGAAACUGAGACUACUGUCAGUUCUUAUAACAACAGUUAUACUGCCAAGCUGCUGAGCACCGAAACACCAUUAGUUGUUCAAACAGAGUGGAAAGCACCUCCUACGAAGAUCGCUCCUGACAAAGAAACUGAGAAAACCGAAAGUUCUGAUACCACAACUCUGACUUUUACACUGCCGAGCACCGAAAUUCCAUUGGUAGAUACAACAGAUCCGAGCACCGUACCAGUCCAAACAACGGUGAAUAUUGGCAGUUCUGAUAACACAAGUCUUUUUAAUAUACACAUAAAGACUGAAACUCAAUCGGUAGAUUCAACAGUCCAGAAUGAACCCUUUCCGAGCACCUUGUCGAACCUAGAAACUGGGUCUUUUGCCAGUUCUCGUCACACAAAUAUGACUACUAUACUCAUGAGCACCGAAACACAAUCAGUUGUUUCAACAGAGUCAAAUGAACCUCCUACGUACACAUCUCCCAAAGAAGAAACUGAGAAAACUGAUAGUUCUAAUAAGACAAUUCCAAAUUAUAUACUGCUUCGUACCGAUAUUCCAUCAGCAGUUUCAACAGAGUUGAAUGCACUUCUUCCAAACACCGUUUCCGGCCAAGUAAAUGAGAAUACUGGCAGUUCAGGUAGGACAGGUCUAACUUCUACACACCUGAGCAUCGAAAGUUCAUCGGUAAUUUCAACCGAGUCGAAUGCAACUUCACCUAGCACCGUCCCUGACCAAGCAACUGAGAAUAAUCGCAGUAAAGAUAGCACAAAUCUAACUAGUAUGCACCUGAGCACCGACACACCAUCGGUAGGCUCAACAGAGCCGAAUGCACCACAACAGAGCACCGUUUCUGAUCAAGGAUCUGAAAGCACAGACAGGUUUUAUAAAAACAAUUUAACUUCUUUAUCACUGAGUCCCGAAACGCCAGCGGUAGUUUCAACAGAAUCGGGUGCACCACCACUGAGCACCUUUCUUGAUCAAGUAACUGAAAAAACAGACAGUCUUUAUGAAAAAAGUCCGACUUCUUUACCCUUGAGUCCCGAAACGCCAUCGGUAAUUUCAACAGAGCAGAAUGAACCAUCUACGAACUCUCAACCUGACCAAGAAACUCAGAAUACUGGAAGUUUUUAUAUCACAAAUUCAAAAACUAUACUACUGAGUACCGAAAGGUCAUCGGUUAUUUCAGUAGUUCCGAGCAAUGUUCCUGGCUCAGAAACUGGGAGUUCUGGCAAAUCUUAUAACACUAUUCCAACAACUAAGGCCCUGAGCACCGAAACUCCAUUUAAAGCUUCAAAAGGGCCCAGUGCAUCCUCUAUACGUACCGUUACUGACCAUGCAACUUAUAAUACUGGUAGUUCUUAUAAAACAAGUUCGACUAGUAUACAACUGAGCAACGAGACUACAUUGUCAGUAUUAACAGAGUCCAAUGAACCAUCUCAAAGUACCAUUCAGCAAGAAAUUGAGAGUACCGACAGUUUUAAGAACAGAAAUCCAACUUAUUUACCCUCGAGCACUGAAACGUCAUCGGUAGUUUUAACGGAGUCGAUUACACCUCCUACGAGCAUCCGUGCUGAAAUAGAAAUUGAGACUACUGUUAGUUCUUAUAACAACGAUUAUACUGCUACUAUGCUGGGAACUGAAGCACCAUCGGGUGUUCCAACUGAGUCGAAUGCACCUUCUCCGAACACCGCUCCCGACAAAGAAACUGAGAAAACUGGAAGCUCUGAUACCACAACUCUUACUUCUUCACUGCUGAGCACCGAAAUUCCAUCAGCAGUUUCAACAGAUUGGACAGCACGUCCUCUGAUCACCGUUCCUGACCAAGCAACUGUGAAUACUAGUAGUUCUGAUAGUACAAGUCUAACUACUAUACACCUGAGCACCGAAGCUCCAUUGCACCAGAACACCAUCGGUUGUUUCAACAAAGUCGAAUGCUGCUCCAACGAAGACCGCUACCAACCUAGAAACUGA
This is a messenger RNA of Mya arenaria, 23871 nucleotides long. RefSeq names its product mucin-16-like. The transcript has 3 exons. The coding region runs from base 1 to 23871 and encodes 7956 amino acids. The record is from RefSeq and is a predicted model, not a curated record. Lineage: Eukaryota; Metazoa; Mollusca; Bivalvia; Myida; Myidae.